AGGGUGGGUAGGGAGGUGUGUAGAGUUUUAAAAGCUUCUACCACUAAGGGGAGCUGUAAAGUUCUGCUUAUACCACUAGGGUGAACCAGAGUUCAGCUAUUCGUCGAGAGUCUCAGCUCAAAGAUCUACCUAGAAAGAUCCGGCUUGCUUCUUACUAGAGAGACACGGAUUGUAAACAUGAAGGUGGAGAACUUUCAACACACCUGGCACUGAAGCCCUCGGUGAACCCGACUCACGAGCCCUCACCGCCGCACUCUGGAUCUCAUCCCCAAACUUCAACUUCGAACAGGAAACGCUCUGAGAGAUGGCUGAGGUGAUGAGUUCAUUGGAGCCAGGAAACGAGGACUUCAGCACUGGAGGAGGGCAGGAUCAGCUGGGGGCAAGCUCUGUCAAGAUGUUUCCAGGUCCUAAUGAGAGGGUCCCCAAGCUGUCCAAGAGACUUCCCUCCAUCGUGGUGGAGCCCAUGGACUCCUCGGAGGUGGAGAGCGGGGAGCUACGCUGGCCCCCCGUCGAAACACGCUCCCCGGAAACACAGGACCCCAGACACACGGUCCCACCCUCCGCCCAGACCCCUCCAGGCCAGACCCCUCCAGGCCAGACCCCUCCAGGCCAGACCCCUCCAGGCCAGACCCCUCCAGGCCAGACCCCAGGUGAAGCUGUGGUCGAGGGUCCAGAUCCACCCGGGGAAGACCAGCAGGAGACAGACUGAUCUCCUCAGACCGUGGAGCCCACCCGACCAUCAAACACAACGUGCACACACAAAGCUGUGUUGUAAACGGAUCAAAUACAUCCAUAAAACGCACUGUUAGGGCUAGGGGGAAAUGCACAGGCGAAGAAAGCUGUUCCUUCCUGGCAGACUCAUCGUGCACCACAUUUCCAUUAAUUACUAUUUUGAGUUUGAUGAGAAGUUUACUUAAAUAUGGCCAAACUUUCCCCAGUCUGGUGAUCUUGCGGUCGACAAACGCAUAAAUCUUGCUGUUUGUAGGAUCAUUUCGUCCGUAUGUGGUAACUUCACGGGGAAUCUGACCCUGGUCCCAGAAUCAUGUUCUCAUUACCUAUGUAUGGUCAGCAUUACCAUGACACUAUGCUGAUGACAGCAUCAUCGCCGUUACACCAGAGAGCCACUGGGGCCCUGAGUGGGUUAACCUAGGCUAACCCAACUGUGGUGCCCCAGGGUUACGGAUAACCUAGGCUAAACUUGCCUUAACCUUAGUCCCUCUCCCGUCUGCUGUCCACCAUGGGACCUGAUUUUGUUAAAAAUAUGUACGGUAAUCAAGGACAUAUAAUUUUUUAAUCCAGUUUGAAUUAUUAAUUACAAAUGAAAGUCGUCAAUGUUAAAGAGAAUUUUACAAGUCAUGAAAGUCGCAGGUUGUUGAAGAACAGUAAUGAUGCAGUGAGGUGGUGUGAGGCAGAUCAGUUGAUUGUGUCGCCGUACAAACACACCAAACAACAGCAUCUGGGAGCCAGCAGCGUUGAGAGAGAGAAAGUGAUGCUGUCACUUUCUCCCUCCGAUUUUGGGGUGUGAAGUCAUUCUAAAUAUGUAUUUUCACAGACUUAAACUUAGCAGCAAACUGCAAUUGUCUUGACUUGCACAACUCUUUUUUAGAUGGACAGACUUCAAGACUUCUUCAAGUGUAUUUCAUGGCACAAUUCCGCAGGGACACACAUUAUGACAUGGUGAGCUGAUGAAUCUAAUUCAGUGGUCACUCAUUGGUUAAUGUCAACCCUAUCUACCCCCCAUCCUCCCCCUCACUCCCAGUAGCCCCCCUCCCCACACGUGGUGACCGAGCCCAGUGAACGUCUGUGUUCCACCACAACAGCCAUGGGUGCCAAACGCAGGAGAUCUCCAAACCACAUGUGGUUUAGAAACCAUUUUCAACGUGUAAUAAAGAGAUGUUUUAAAGGGAUACUACACAGUUAUGAGGCUAUAAAUAUCUUGUCAGUGCAUUUCCGUACCAGUAUGUCUACAGUGUUAUAUGUAUUAUUGUCAAAGUGAAUGUAUUUAUUUGAGCUGUUUCUCGAAAUCUAUGAGCAAUAACUCUAGACAGAAUAGACGUAGAGUUGUAUUUCAAUGUAAAACCUUUGACAGAUAUUUGUAUUUAUUUAUU
Molecule: messenger RNA, 2108 nt
Organism: Gadus morhua (Atlantic cod)
Lineage: Eukaryota; Metazoa; Chordata; Actinopteri; Gadiformes; Gadidae
Product: LBH domain-containing protein 2
Exons: 5
Coding region: 305-709 (134 amino acids)
Source: RefSeq, a predicted model, not a curated record